CCCUUUUUAUACACACACAUGCGUAUCCAUUACCACUACCACUCGCACAUUAGGGUUUUAUGCGCUUCGCCGAACCUAAAGCAGAAAAGCGCCGUUCCUUCUUAAAUUUCCAAUUUCUCUCCCAAUCAUGGCUACCCAAAUCAGUAAGAAGCGCAAAUUUGUUGCAGAUGGCGUUUUCUAUGCAGAACUGAAUGAGGUAUUGACUAGAGAAUUGGCUGAGGAUGGGUACUCUGGUGUUGAAGUUAGGGUUACACCGAUGCGCACUGAGAUCAUCAUCAGGGCUACUCGUACCCAAAAUGUUCUUGGUGAGAAGGGGAGGAGGAUCAGGGAACUGACCUCUGUUGUUCAGAAACGUUUUAAGUUUCCUGAGAAUGGUGUGGAGCUUUAUGCUGAGAAAGUUAAUAACAGGGGUCUCUGUGCAAUUGCUCAGGCUGAGUCUCUUCGUUACAAGCUUCUUGGAGGCCUUGCUGUUCGCAGGGCUUGCUAUGGGGUCCUGAGAUUUGUAAUGGAGAGUGGAGCAAAAGGAUGUGAGGUUAUUGUGAGUGGAAAGCUCCGAGCACAACGUGCCAAAUCCAUGAAAUUUAAGGAUGGGUACAUGAUAUCCUCCGGCCAACCUGUUAAAGAGUACAUUGAUUCAGCUGUUAGGCAUGUUCUUCUUAGACAGGGUGUGCUUGGUAUCAAGGUCAAGAUCAUGCUUGACUGGGAUCCUAAGGGCAAGGUGGGGCCCAUGACACCAUUGCCUGAUCUGGUUACCAUCCAUCCUCCCAAGGAAGAUGAGGAGUAUGUUGCUCCACCAGUAAUGACAGCCAAUAUUGAGAUUCCAGUAGCAUAAAUUAUGUGGUUGCUUCCUCUUCUCUACUAUAUAUGAUUAGUCGCAUUUUGUAGCCUCCUUGUACGAACCAAUAUUUGGUUUUGGCUUUGUUAUUUUUAAGCUUUCAAAGUUGUCCUUUUUGGCUACUAAAGUUCGUCGCCAGAUGAUUUAAGAAGUGCAUUUUUUUGUC
Populus nigra (black poplar) is the source of this 1001-nucleotide messenger RNA. RefSeq names its product small ribosomal subunit protein uS3x. The coding region runs from base 128 to 832 and encodes 234 amino acids. Gene Ontology annotation, biological process: translation. The record is from RefSeq and is a predicted model, not a curated record. NCBI's taxonomy places the organism in Eukaryota, Viridiplantae, Streptophyta, Magnoliopsida, Malpighiales, Salicaceae. Gene Ontology annotation, cellular component: nucleus; cytosolic small ribosomal subunit. Gene Ontology annotation, molecular function: RNA binding; structural constituent of ribosome. The transcript has 6 exons.